AUGAAGAAUUCUAGAGACAAGGGCCAUAAAUUUACAGAGCGAUGGGGAAAUCGAGUCUUCACACUGGAGCCUAUCACACAAGCGGCAGCCCUCGCCAUUAUAGCGGUUGUCAUCGUAAUCGUCAACCUUACCAUCAUCGCGGCAUUUGUCAACUCAAGAGGACCAGGUGAGGUGAUAAACUGCUACCUGCUGUCGUUGGCAGUAGCAGAUCUGCUCUGCGGUCUGCUGGUUGUGCCACUGUCCGUCUACCCGGCCCUCGUCCAGAAAUGGGUCUACGGAGACUUGGUCUGCCGGCUCGUCGGCUACCUGGAGGUGACCCUGUGGGCCGUCUCCGUCUACACUUUCAUGUGGAUCUCCGUGGACAGAUACCUCGCUGUGAGGAAGCCUCUGAGGUAUGAUACGGUUCAAACGAAGAUCAGAUGCCAGUGUUGGAUGGCGUUGACCUGGGUUUCGGCGGCGAUGAUGUGCUGCCCACCACUGCUCGGUUUCAACCAGCCGGUGUUCGACAGCGACUCACUUGUCUGCCUUCUCGACUGGAGGGACAUGGCAGCAUACUCUGCGACGUUGGCUGUCCUCGUCCUCGGCCCUAGCGUCAUCACCAUCACAUACACUUACAGCUAUAUAUUCACGAUGAUGCGACGAGUCAAAUCCGGAGCGCCAAUGCACGAUAAAGAGUACGCGACAGCGCUGUCGGAAAAUCUGGCCAACCCAAGCCAUAUAAUGAGUUUCAUUCUCGUUGUCAUGUUCUGCGUGUCUUGGGCACCGUUCAUCGCCGUCCGGGCCUACGAAGGGACAACUGGGAAUAGGAUUAGUAUCAUUCCGCACAUCCAUUUCGCCGUCUUUUGGAUGGGCGUUCUGAACUCCGUCUGGAAAGCGAUCAUUCUCAUCAUGCUCAGCCCGCAAUUCAGGCUCAUGCUACGAAUUCUAGGGUUCACUCUGUGCUGUCGGCAUCGGGCCAGAAUGCAGAUGGAGCUCAUUGGCAUGGAGGACGAGUAAAGCACUACUACAAAAAUUAACAAAAAAAUUAUUCAUAAUACAUAUAAAACACCACACUAUAAAAAAAACUUAUUAAGAAGCAUAUAUACAUAAAAACAUUAUAUAUGUUAUUUCGCCUUAAAUGUAGGUAUGAGAGGUGUUGUUAAGCUCAAUAUAUGUUUACCCUUCGUGAAAUCCCAUUUAGUACUCCGCGACAAUCAAUUUAUAUUAAGCAGUGCGCAAAUGACCUGACAGUCCAAGUUUUUUUUCUUGUUUACAAGCCUCUAAAUCGUCUCUGGUGUUUUCAUGAAUCUUUGUCCAGUUGCGUUAUCGAUGUUGUAAAAGUUCAGGUAAAUAUAAUCCCCUAUUUAAAAAUACAAAAAUACAAAAAAAUACGUAUAUUAUGUAUAGAUAUUAUUAUAAAAAAGAGUU
Messenger RNA from Cimex lectularius (bed bug), 1407 nucleotides. RefSeq names its product G-protein coupled receptor 52 (gene DopEcR). The transcript has 4 exons. Gene Ontology annotation, biological process: G protein-coupled receptor signaling pathway. The record is from RefSeq and is a predicted model, not a curated record. Bases 1 to 996 code for a protein of 331 amino acids. Gene Ontology annotation, cellular component: membrane. Gene Ontology annotation, molecular function: peptide binding; G protein-coupled receptor activity. NCBI's taxonomy places the organism in Eukaryota, Metazoa, Arthropoda, Insecta, Hemiptera, Cimicidae.